CGUGAUUGCUUGUGAUUGUCCGAAGUCCUCGAAAGUUCUGCGUCCUUCCCUCUGGAUUUCCUCCAUCAUCAGUUGCUUCAACCCUUGUGGUUAGCAGUAGCCACCGCCAUGCAUCCACUCGUCGUUCUCGCUGUACUGAUCCUAACGCUUCUCUACCUCCACCGUCGCCACCGCAAGCCCACGACAACUCUGAUCUGCACCCUCGACGAGGCCCGCAGUCUUCUCGCCAACCCUUCCACAGCAUUCACCCCCCUCCAGUCCCGCGCGCUCCCCAACCAGCGCCUCGUCACCGCCUUCGGCAUAAACAACAGUUUCACCACCACUUCCCUCCAGCACCACAAAUCCUUCCUCCACACCGCAUCCCACCUCCUAAAGCUUUCCCCAUCCCAAUGGGCCUCGAUGGCGCAGCUUGCACAGUCGCUCCUCCCGUCCAAACACACACGCACGCUCCAUCUCAUCCCCUUCCUCCGCACCUACGUCCUGACGAUCAUCCUGCACCUAUUCUUCCCCGCGUACAUGCCAGCGGACGAAGCGGUAGUAGGCCGGCUAGCGCAGCUGAUCCACGCGCUGUGGGUGCAAAGCAAGACCGGUGCACCAUCAUUGGCCUCCAGGCAAGAGCUCUCCGAGGUGAUGCGGACACUGUUCCCAGACGUAGCCGAGAACCCGCUGAACCUCCUGCUGCCGGCCUACGAGACGCUGUGGCGCGUCGUCCUCCGCCUGUUCAUCGAGGUGCACCGCGGCCCCGCAGAGUGGCGCGAGGUGCUGAAUCUCUACCUGCAGCGGCCGAGCACUGAGCGGUUCCGUAGUUCAAGAGACGGCGUGUCCCCCAUGUUCCUGGUGCGCGAGGCGCUAAGGCUGUAUCCGCCUACCAAGCGGGUCUACCGUGCGGUUGGGGAGAAGGCGUGGGUGGCUAUUGAUUUGGAGGCGCUGCAGAUGGACAGCAAGGUGUGGGGGGAGGAUGUCGCGAUAUUCAGGCCCGAGAGGUGGAGGUUUGUUGCUAGUGAGCGGCAGGCGGGGGAGAUGGGCUGGAUGCCGUUCGGUGAGGGGUGCUUUGUGUGCCCGGCGAAGGGGAUGUUUGCACCGCGAUUGAUUGCACUCCUUGUGGCAGCGGUUGGCAGAGUGGUGCCUGCUGAGGCGAUGCCGACGGCGGAAAGGAAGGAGGAUCUGCCCGAGAAGGGGAGGCUUGAUAAUGAACGGGAUGGGUAUGUGACGCUGAAGUAUUGUUGGUAAGGAUUUGGGCGUUUAUGCAGGCGUUAUGGCUAUCGGUGGCUGGAGCUGUGGGCACUUUGAUUUGUUUGGUUAUGGACUUUGGUGGUAUAUAUU
Messenger RNA from Tricharina praecox, 1323 nucleotides. Its product is annotated as cytochrome P450. The transcript has a single exon. Lineage: Eukaryota; Fungi; Ascomycota; Pezizomycetes; Pezizales; Pyronemataceae. Gene Ontology annotation, molecular function: oxidoreductase activity, acting on paired donors, with incorporation or reduction of molecular oxygen; heme binding; iron ion binding. Bases 109 to 1230 code for a protein of 373 amino acids. The record is from RefSeq and is a predicted model, not a curated record.